AUGUUCGAAGACAUCCAGUUGAUCUACAUGAACAUCAAGAUACUGCGCUUCUGGGCCCUUUUGUAUGACAAGAACAUAAGGCGUUAUGUGUGCAUCGGACUGGCCUCUUUCCACAUCUUCACCCAGAUGGUCUACAUGAUGAGCACCAAUGAAGGAUUAAUCGGGAUUAUAAGGAACUCCUACAUGCUCGUCCUGUGGAUUAAUACAGUGCUAAGGGCUUACCUUUUGCUGGCUGAUCAUGAUAGAUAUGUGGCUUUGAUCCAGAAUCUAACCGAGGCCUAUUAUGAUCUCUUGAAUCUGAAUGAUUCGUAUAUAUCGAAGAUUUUGGCUGAGGUGAAUCGAGUGGGGAGAUUAAUGGCCAGAGGGAAUCUGUUCUUUGGAAUGCUCACCUCCAUGGGUUUCGGACUGUAUCCGCUAUCCUCAAGUGAAAGAGUCCUUCCUUUUGGCAGCCGAAUACCAGGACUGAAUGAGUACGAGAGUCCCUACUACGAAAUGUGGUACGUCUUUCAGAUGCUAAUCACCCCAAUGGGAUGCUGCAUGUACAUACCAUAUACAAGCCUGAUUGUGGGCCUGAUUAUGUUCGGGAUUGUACGUUGCAAGGCACUACAGCAUCGUCUACGUCAGGUGGCCAUAAUUCAUCCGUAUGGAGACCGCGAUGCCCGGCAAUUGCAGGAGGAGAUUAUUGCCUGCAUUCGAUACCAGCAGAGCAUUAUCGAGUACAUGGAUCAUAUCAAUGAGCUGACCACAAUGAUGUUCCUCUUUGAAUUGAUGGCCUUUUCAGCCCUACUCUGUGCCCUGCUCUUUAUGCUGAUUAUUGUCAGCGGCACUAGCCAGCUGAUAAUUGUUUGCAUGUACAUCAACAUGAUUCUGGCCCAAAUUCUGGCUCUCUAUUGGUAUGCAAAUGAGCUAAGGGAACAAAAUCUGGCCGUGGCCUCGGCAGCCUAUGAAACUGAAUGGUUUACUUUUGAUAUCCCCAUGAGGAAAAACAUUCUCUUCAUGAUGAUGAGGGCUCAGCGACCAGCUUCGAUACUCCUUGGUAAUAUACGCCCCAUUACCCUGGAGCUUUUCCAGAACCUACUGAACACCACAUACACGUUUUUUACGGUCCUCAAGCGAGUGUACGGAUGA
Molecule: messenger RNA, 1128 nt
Organism: Drosophila eugracilis
Lineage: Eukaryota; Metazoa; Arthropoda; Insecta; Diptera; Drosophilidae
Gene: Or49b
Product: odorant receptor 49b
Exons: 4
Coding region: 1-1128 (375 amino acids)
Biological process (GO): sensory perception of smell; detection of chemical stimulus involved in sensory perception of smell
Cellular component (GO): plasma membrane
Molecular function (GO): odorant binding; olfactory receptor activity
Source: RefSeq, a predicted model, not a curated record